UCAACGAGAUGAGCCAUGGCAAUAGAAAACAAACCAGAGGAGGAAUUUGACACAGUUUUCAGUCUAAAUGACUCCCUGGAGCUCUGCUCCCAUUCAGAGCAUGACUGCGGAAAGGCUCGCAUCUUCAAGAUAAUAGUCAUAGGGGACUCAAACGUGGGGAAAACGUGCUUAACUUACCGCUUCUGCGGAGGCACUUUCCUGAAAAACCCAGAGGCAACUAUCGGGGUGGAUUUCAGGGAGAGGACGGUGGAGCUGGACGGAGAGAAGAUCAAGUUGCAGAUUUGGGACACGGCAGGUCAGGAGCGUUUCAGAAAGAGCAUGGUGGAACACUACUACCGCAGCGUCCAUGCCGUCAUCUUUGUGUAUGACGUCACCAAUCUGCCCUCCUUCCAAAGCAUUCCUGAGUGGAUUGAGGAGUGCAGCAGACACUCUGUGGGGCCACUGGUGCCACGCAUCAUAGUGGGAAACAAGUGUGACCUGAGGGAGCUUCGGGAGGUGCCCGCCUCUGCUGCUCACUGUCUUGCAGACAGCUACAACUUCCCCCUUUUUGAGACCUCGGCCAAAGACCCCGCUGAGAAGGAGCACGUUGAUGCCAUCUUUUUAACUUUAGCUUAUCGGCUGAAGAGCCACAAACCUCUGAGACUAAAGCAGCUGAAUGAGAGCUGUGUCACAGAGCUGAGGGAUCAGAGAGAACAGGAAAUGACAUCUUGUCAGUGCUAAGGUCAACUGUGGACUCAUAAACUGGACAAAGGCUGCAGCCGCCAUUAAAACAUCUAUUUCAAACCAAUUUUGUCACUUAGUUACUGAGCAGCAAUCAAAAAUUAAAAAGACACCUUAUCUGAUGACCCAAAAAAAA
Messenger RNA from Cyprinodon variegatus (sheepshead minnow), 856 nucleotides. RefSeq names its product ras-related protein Rab-33B-like. Gene Ontology annotation, biological process: Rab protein signal transduction. The coding region runs from base 16 to 720 and encodes 234 amino acids. Lineage: Eukaryota; Metazoa; Chordata; Actinopteri; Cyprinodontiformes; Cyprinodontidae. Gene Ontology annotation, cellular component: Golgi apparatus; endosome. The record is from RefSeq and is a predicted model, not a curated record. The transcript is spliced from 2 exons. Gene Ontology annotation, molecular function: GTP binding; GTPase activity.